Tribolium castaneum (red flour beetle) is the source of this 1021-nucleotide messenger RNA. It is a transcript of the gene Eg, whose product is annotated as eagle. Bases 122 to 1021 code for a protein of 299 amino acids. NCBI's taxonomy places the organism in Eukaryota, Metazoa, Arthropoda, Insecta, Coleoptera, Tenebrionidae. Gene Ontology annotation, biological process: regulation of transcription by RNA polymerase II. The record is from RefSeq and is marked provisional. Gene Ontology annotation, cellular component: nucleus; chromatin. The transcript has 3 exons. Gene Ontology annotation, molecular function: nuclear receptor activity; zinc ion binding; estrogen response element binding.
GGUGUAGAGAAGCUGAUCAGUACCUGUGUGUGCGACUUACCUACUGCUCGCUGAUGAGAUGAAUCGCGAUCUGUGAAGUUCGGAAUGUUGCGCUGCCCGAGCCACAUAUCCUUACAGAAAGAUGAACCAGCUGUGCAAGGUCUGCGGAGAGCCAGCGGCCGGAUUCCACUUUGGAGCUUUUACCUGCGAGGGAUGCAAGUCCUUCUUCGGUCGAACGUACAACAAUAUCAGCUCAAUAUCGGAAUGCAAAAACAACGGCGAAUGUGUGAUCAACAAAAAAAAUCGGACAGCUUGCAAAGCAUGCCGCUUAAGAAAGUGCCUUUUGGUCGGUAUGUCGAAAAGUGGGUCUCGUUACGGCCGCCGCUCCAACUGGUUCAAGAUCCACUGCCUCCUGCAGGAGCAGCAGCAGGCCGGCGCCAACAUGGCGGCGGCGGCUAACCUCCUGCGCCCGCACCCCUACCUGUCGCCGCUCUUCCACAGCGCCGCCCCCAGGACGGUCUCCCGCGAGACCAAGAGCUCGGAGUCGGACAGCGGCGCCUCCUCGGCCGACCCCGACGACGAGCUGCGCUCCUCCAGCGCCUUCAGCUACAUCAAGCCCUCCAGCGAGCGCGACUACUUCUCCGUGAAAAAACUGCCGUCUCCGGCGAGUGAUAGUGAGUGCUUCGAUAGACGGAAAUUUAUUAGUGCAUUAGUCAACGCUCCUUCCGUGUCUCCGGCCUCUCUGCCCUCGAUCUCCCCCAGCGGCGGCUUCCUGCCCAAGUGGCUGCCGCCGCUGCAGGGCUUCAGCGACCCCUCGGCCUGGCGGGACCUCUGGGCCCGGGGGCCCGUCACCACCGCCGCCGCCGCCCCCGACCAGGUCGAGCCCAUCGACCUCUCGCUCAAGAGCGCGCCCAAGGGGACGGCGCUGCCGGCCCCGGAUAGUGAUCAGGAACUCUGUAUAGACGUUGGUGUCGAUGAGCCACUCAAACCUGUGCCUUUAGACUUGACUUUAGAUAGGCAAACUACUGAUGUCUCUAACUGA